AUGUACCUCCAACCAUAUUGUGCGUACAAUGCCCUGCCCUGCAUCGUUCACCACAAUGAAGGUACGUGGUCACAGGAUUCAGAGGAGGUUCAUGACAUUCAGGAUGGUGACUACCUUGCCAUUCAUGCUCCUCCACCCAACGAAAUACAUGCCACAUUGCCGACACGCUGUGUUGCGGUUGCAAUUCAUCAGGGGAUUGACUUAGACAUUGUAGAUCUUGUUGGAGACCUCCCAGCUCGAGAAAUUAAUGCAGUGCCUAACCCUUACCAAGUGAUGACGGAUCAAGACGUUGAGGCAGAUCCGGAUUCCCUGAUGAUGCUGCAGCACUCAAUCGGAGUUCUCCGUGCCCACAGGACCUCACCAGUUGGAGUUCUCGAGAUGACUGGAUACCCAUAUAACCAGCUGCAGAGGUUGGGUGAAGCCGCAGUUCCAGGGCCCCCACAAGACGCUGAGCCGCCUUCCAAAUGGGCAAUAGGCAAAGUGCGUUUCAACCAAGAGCUGUGGUAUGCUAAAAGUCCGUUCACCUUGACCACAGGAGCUGAUGUCUUCAGUCAACACCUUGGUGCAUUUGAAUCACGCAUUAUUGCCAAGCGCAUUGCCAUUGCCAAGGCCAACCGAGCCUCAGAUGUCAACAGAGUAUUCAAAGAUGUCCGCAAGCCAAUGCCUGUGCCAGUCAGUAUGCUAGUUGCUAAGUCAGUUGCACAUGUGGUUGAAGUUGUCGAUGAAGGCUCAGUUGUGGUUGACAACUCGGAUGCUAUCCAGCAUGCAGCCGUCCUCGAAUCCUGUUCAGGUCCCAUGCAUGUGAUACACAUCGAGGAAGGUCAGGUACUUACCCUCACACAAACUUUGCUGCAUUGCCCAGUCAUGCCAUUGACCCCGAUUACACUUUCCAGAUGGAAACAAGCAAUUCAAGCAAAGAAGCAUCGAUCAGCUACCGGGCUGGAUGCAGUGGCAAGGCAAGAUCUUUUGUCUUUCCCUGAUGAAUUACACCUCCAACUCAUCCAAAUCUUUGCUCAUGCGGAGAAAACGGGCCAGUGGCCACGCCAAUUACUCCAAGGAGCGGUCUUCUCACUCGAGAAAGUACCUCAGGCACAGACUGUGAAUGAGUAUAGACCGAUUACAGUGAUGCCGCUGGCAUAUCGAAUCUACACUACAAUUAGAUCGCGAGAGGUCCUACUGCAUUUGCGCCAGCAUGUGCCUCCCACAUUACUUGUGGACGAUGCAGCACCGUAUCGAAUUGGCCCUCCAGGCAUCCGAGCCGUUGACGGGAGCUACAUCAGAUAUUGUCAAGGCAUUUAA
Cladocopium goreaui is the source of this 1299-nucleotide messenger RNA. The record is from the annotation of a GenBank genome assembly. Lineage: Eukaryota; Dinophyceae; Suessiales; Symbiodiniaceae.